AUGAAGUACGUGCUUGUGUCUGGCGGCGUCAUCAGCGGCGUGGGGAAGGGUAUCAUAGGUAAGCUAUUUGACAUGGGCCAGAAGUGUCGCGCCCGAAGUGCACCACUGUACAUCAUCUCCUACCACGUCUCGUCGAUCAAGGUCGACCCGUACCUCAAUGUCGAUGCGGGAACUAUGAACCCGAAGGAGCAUGGCGAAGUAUUCGUCCUUUCCGACGGCGGCGAAGUCGACCUCGAUCUUGGCAACUACGAGCGCUACCUCAACAUCACCCUCACCCGCGACAACAACAUCACCACUGGCAAGAUCUACCAGCACGUUAUCGAACGCGAGCGCAAGGGCGACUACCUGGGUAAAACCGUACAAGUCGUCCCACACAUCACCGAUGCGAUUCAAGAUUGGAUCGAGAAGGUCUCGCGGAUACCCGUCGAUGACUCAGGCGAGGAGCCGGACGUCUGCAUAAUUGAGCUGGGAGGAACCGUGGGCGACAUCGAGAGCAUGCCCUUCAUUGAGGCUAUGAGCCAGCUGAGGAGGCGUGCGGGCAAGAACAACUUCAUGCAGAUUCACGUCUCGUAUGUCCCGGUUAUCCACGGCGAGCAGAAGACGAAGCCUACGCAGCAGGCUAUCAAGGCGGUGAGGAGUAAUGGUCUGAUCCCAGAUUUGAUUGCCUGCCGCUGCGAGCGCGAACUCGAAGCCUCCGCUGUCGAGAAGAUCGCCCACUUUUGCCAGGUCGAGAACGAACAAGUCCUUGUUGUCCGUGACAUGCCAUCCAUCUACCAAGUACCGAUGCUUCUCGAACAACAAAGACUGAUUCCGAUGGUCCGCCAAUUCCUUGCUCUCGAGCAAGUUUCAGUCUCAGCGUCAAUGCUGCAAAAGGGCAACCAUACCUGGGCGCAAUGGCAGUCGCUGACCGGCCACGACACUCGUUUCCACGACCCGGUCACGAUCGCACUCGUCGGAAAGUACGUGGAGCUCCAAGACUCAUACCUGUCAGUCAUCAAAUCGCUGGAACACGCUACGAUGCGGUGCAAGAGGAAGCUGGACAUUCGCUGGGUGGACUCAGACCAUCUGGAGCCCAAGUGUCAGAAGACAGACCCCGCAAAGUACCACAACGCUUGGCACGAGGUCGUCAAGGCAUCGGGUAUCCUGGUACCGGGUGGCUUCGGUCAACGUGCCACAGAAGGUAUGAUUUCAGCGGCCACCUGGGCGCGUGAGCAUAAGAAGCCGUACCUUGGUAUCUGCCUCGGCAUGCAGAUUGCCGUUAUUGAGUACGCUCGUAACGUUUGCGGCAUCAAGGACGCAACCUCCGAGGAGUUCAACGGCGAGGCGCAGAACAAGCUCAUCAUGUUCAUGCCAGAGGUAGACAAGAGCACUAUGGGCGCAUCCAUGCGUCUCGGUCUCCGUCCCACACUCUUCCAGCCAGGCAGCGAGUGGUCUCGUCUCCGCGCUUUGUACGCCGGCAAGGAGGAGAUCCUAGAGCGCCACCGUCACCGAUAUGAGGUCAACCCUGAUUACAUUGAGACGCUCGAGAAGGGCGGUCUGAGCUUUGUCGGCAAAGAUGAAGCUGGUGUACGUAUGGAGGUUAUUGAGAUCAAGGACCAUCCCUGGUUCGUUGGUGUCCAGUUCCACCCGGAAUACCUGUCCCGCGUCCUGGACCCGAGCAGGCCCUACUUGGGUUUCGUCGCUGCUAGUGCUGGUAUGCUCGACGAGAUCACUCGCGACUACCAAAGUGGCAUGACGAAUGGGCUUGAUGCUGAAGGCAUUGCCAACGGUGUGAGCGGUCUCAAGAUCAACGGCAACCCAAGCUUCUGA
This is a messenger RNA of Alternaria ethzedia, 1809 nucleotides long. RefSeq names its product CTP synthase (gene PYR7). The transcript has 6 exons. The record is from RefSeq and is a predicted model, not a curated record. The coding region runs from base 1 to 1809 and encodes 602 amino acids. Gene Ontology annotation, molecular function: identical protein binding; CTP synthase activity. Gene Ontology annotation, cellular component: cytoophidium; cytoplasm. Gene Ontology annotation, biological process: CTP biosynthetic process; pyrimidine nucleobase biosynthetic process. Lineage: Eukaryota; Fungi; Ascomycota; Dothideomycetes; Pleosporales; Pleosporaceae.